Dufourea novaeangliae is the source of this 1309-nucleotide messenger RNA. RefSeq names its product arrestin domain-containing protein 3-like. The transcript is spliced from 8 exons. NCBI's taxonomy places the organism in Eukaryota, Metazoa, Arthropoda, Insecta, Hymenoptera, Halictidae. The coding region runs from base 1 to 1281 and encodes 426 amino acids. Gene Ontology annotation, cellular component: cytoplasm. The record is from RefSeq and is a predicted model, not a curated record. Gene Ontology annotation, biological process: protein transport.
AUGUCGUCGUCGCUGAGAAAUUUCCGUCUGGAUUUCGAGCGCCAGGGCGCCACGUACUUUCCCGGUGAAAUUGUAAGAGGUAAAAUCAUCCUGGAAACAACAAAGGACAAGAACGUCAGAGGACUGUAUUUCUCUGUCAGAGGGUUCGCUUCUGUACAUUGGACAGAAAGGAGGAGCUCAGGGGGACGUGCUGGAAGAAGUAGUUCUCACAGGCGAUCAUAUACAAAUACGCAAGAAUAUUUCAAGCUCAAAAUCAAUGUACUGAGUACGAAUGAAGCGGAAUCGAGUGUACAUAUUCCAGCAGGGUACACCCAGUACUGUUACGAAUUUCAGCUACCCUAUAACAUUCCCAGCAGCUUCGAACACGAAUAUGGACACGUCAGGUACACAGUGAAAGCAGUGAUCGACAGGCCAUGGAAGUUCGAUCACGAAUGUAAGGCCGCGUUCACCGUGGUCUCCAUUCUGGAUUUAAACGGGCGUCGAGAAAAAUGCCAACCAAUCUACGACGAACUCGAGAAAACCUUCUGCUGUUGUUGCUGCACCAUGAAGGGUUCGUUGGAUGCAUUCGUUAAAGUGCCAACAUCUGGAUACGUUCCAGGACAAACAAUCGUCACGUCGUUAGAAUACAACAAUUCCACGUCCAGUAUCCGGAUAACAAAGAUCAAUGCGAAGUUACAACGAGAAAUCAAGUUCCACGCGACUAGCAAGACGAAGACUGUAUUCUCGAACUUCAUGUCCACCAAGUACUCAGGACCAUUUGAAUCGAAAGGGGAGACCGUUCUGGACAUAAAGGUACCGCCGAUCCCGCCGUCAAACCUGUUCCAUUGCAAGAUCAUAGACUUGAAUUACAAAUUGAAGGUCGCCAUUCACGUCUCGGGACUGUACUGUAAACUUGAGAAGAGCUACCCACUUUUAAUUGGAUCGGUACCACUCUACUGGGAACCAUACGAGCAACCAAACGUCGUAUCUGGUGUAUUCAAGGGACCAGCAACAUCGAUUCCUGUGGCAUUGUCUGAUGCACCUCACAUGUCAGAGGAUAUACCAUCGGACAGCGGUCCUUCUAGCAGACAACCUCCACCGCUUGGAUUCAUUCUACCGUAUCCAGCUGCUACCACUGCUAACAUGGACAUACCACCUCCAUCCUACGAAGAAUGCGUGUCAGGCGCUCAACACAUCAGAGAUCAUGAUGAAUCGGAUUACGUGCACGGAGCGGAUAGUCCUUUUGUGCCUAGGUAUCCUGUGUUCAACUAUCCCGCACCAAGUUCUCAACGAUUUGAAUGAAUCACUGGGAAGAUAACGAAAAUUCCUA